AUGGCAAACGUCUACUAUCUCAACCAACAGCCCCACCCACUAUGGAACAUCCUUACGGAUUUUGGGGAGCACGGACUUCACAUGUUUUCUCAACAGACACCACAUGCCCAUGCUGAGCAUGUAAAUCGGCACCCUCACCACCGUCAACGGGCCCAAAACACCAGCCAACCCACCACACAGGAUUCGAAUAACCGCCCCUUACCCCGCCCCCGUGGGCUUGACGAAAAUACCCCUAGAGAAUCUGAGCAGGAGAACACCCGAGAUAUUCCGUUCCGCGGCCGAGGAUGUCGUCGUGGACGUGGCGGACCCUGGGGACAUCCUGCGCAGGAUGCCUGGGGACCUCAUCGCCGGCAGCGCCAUUGCAGACCAGGCGCUGGCUACCAAUCAACAGGAGCACCCCAUGAACUCCUCCAACAGUUCAUCAACAACUUCUCAAACCAAUUUGGCGUUGACGUCGGCGAGGUGUUCAACAUAAUCAACGGCACAGAUCCAAGAUCCGGAGACAAAGAAGUAGACUUCGUCCCCCGCGCCGACGUUUUUGAUGCAGAAACUAGAUACAUCAUCCAUGUUUCCCUCCCCGGCGCACAGAAGAAGGACAUUUCAGUCGAUUAUGACGCCGAGACUUCCACCCUCCGACUCGCAGGUGUGGUUUACCGUCCCGAGCUGGAUGAGGAACUCAGCAACGCCCUUAUCGUCGACGGGCGAUCCCGCGAAGUUGGCGUCUUUGAGCGGGAGAUCAGUCUAGGAUCCCGCGAUAAGCCUGCACGUGUCGACGCUGACAAUAUCAGUGCCAAGUUGGUUGAUGGCGUCCUCGUGCUAACUCUACCAAAAGUAGUCGCCGACAAGGACGCGUUUAGACGGAGAAUCUCGGUGGACCAGAUCAGGAAUGAGAAUGGUCGGGAGCCAGAGGGGGAGGAGGCGGGGAGUGCAGAUCCCAAUAAUGAGAAGGAGGAAGUUGCAGCUGAAUCCCAGGCUAUGCAGAUUGAUUCCGAGACUGAGGCAUCGGAGCAGGAGAGUGAGAGGUCUGGUAGACGAACGCCACCAAGUCCUAGUGUGCGUUCAGAGGAGGAGGAAGAGAGGGACUAUGUUGCCGUGGACGUCGAUUAG
This is a messenger RNA of Blastomyces dermatitidis ER-3, 1107 nucleotides long. RefSeq lists its product as uncharacterized. NCBI's taxonomy places the organism in Eukaryota, Fungi, Ascomycota, Eurotiomycetes, Onygenales, Ajellomycetaceae. The transcript has a single exon. Bases 1 to 1107 code for a protein of 368 amino acids. The record is from RefSeq and is a predicted model, not a curated record. Gene Ontology annotation, biological process: protein folding; response to salt stress; response to heat.